Messenger RNA from Dromiciops gliroides (monito del monte), 1410 nucleotides. RefSeq names its product acidic mammalian chitinase-like. Gene Ontology annotation, biological process: carbohydrate metabolic process; chitin catabolic process. Gene Ontology annotation, cellular component: extracellular region. NCBI's taxonomy places the organism in Eukaryota, Metazoa, Chordata, Mammalia, Microbiotheria, Microbiotheriidae. The record is from RefSeq and is a predicted model, not a curated record. Gene Ontology annotation, molecular function: chitin binding; chitinase activity. The transcript is spliced from 11 exons. The coding region runs from base 1 to 1410 and encodes 469 amino acids.
AUGGGCAAGCUGCUGAUCCUCACUGGUGUGGCCCUCCUGCUGCAGCUGCAGCUGGGCUCAGCUGUCAACAUUGUCUGCUACUUCACCAACUGGAGCCAGUACCGCCCCGGGAUUGCCCGCUAUAUGCCCGAAAAUGUGGACCCCUGCCUUUGCACCCACAUCAUCUAUGCCUUUGCCGGCAUGGCCAACAACCAGAUCAAGACCAUCGAGUGGAAUGACGAGGCCCUCUAUGCUGGCAUCAACAAUCUCAAGACCUACAACACCGAGCUGAAAACCCUACUGUCUGUCAGAGGCUGGAAUUUUGGAACUCAGGGAUUCUCUGAUAUGGUUGCCACUGCUGCAAACCGCCAGACCUUCAUCCAGUCAGCCAUCCAAUUUCUGAGGAAGUACAACUUUGAUGGGCUGGACAUUGACUGGGAGUACCCUGGCAACCGUGGCAGCCCAGCAGACACGCAGCAGCUCUUUACUGUCCUGUUGAAGGAAAUGUAUGAGGCUUUUGAGCAAGAAGCUACUCAGAGCAACAAGCCCCGACUCCUAAUUUCCGCUGCUGUGUCUGCCGGCAAAAGCACCAUUGAGACAGCCUACCAGAUCCCUGAGAUGUCCAAGUACAUGGAUCUCAUCAACGUGAUGACUUACGACCUGAGGGGCUCCUGGGAGGGCUUUACUGGAGAGGACAGUCCUCUGUUUGCUGGACCCAAGGACCAGGGUGACUACAUCUACUUUAACGUGGACUAUGCCAUGAACUACUGGAAGAACAAUGGGGCCCCUGCUGAGAAGCUGAUGGUCGGGUUUGGUGCCUAUGCCCGGACCUUCACCCUCACCAACCCCUCCAACCAUGGCCUGGAUGCUCCCACCUCUGGUCCUGGGACUGCUGGACCCUACACCCAGGAGGCUGGAACCCUUGCUUACUUUGAGGUCUGUGGCUUCCUGAAAGGGGCCACCAAGGUGUGGAAUGCCCCUCAAGAGGUUCCCUAUGCCUACAAAGGAAACCAAUGGAUUGGCUAUGACAAUCCCAAGAGUUUCACUAUCAAGGCAGACUGGUUACUAAAGAACAAUUUUGGAGGAGCCAUGGUCUGGGCCAUUGACCUCGAUGACUUUACUGGCACUUUCUGUGGACAAGGCAAAUACCCACUCAUGAAUGCCAUCAAAUCUGCCUUGGGUGUCUCCACUCCCAGUUGCCGAGUGCCAACCUCUACUCUGGGCACAAGCAUUGCCCCCAUCGUCACAGCAGCCCCUGGUGGUGGCAGUUCAGGAGGCAGCGGGUUCUGUGCUGGCAAGUCCAAUGGCCUCUAUGCAAAUCCCAAGAGCAAGAAUGCCUUCUACAACUGUGUGAAUGGGGUGACCUACGAGGAGGCUUGCCAGGCUGGCCUGGUCUUUGAUAGCAGCUGCUCGUGUUGCAACUGGUCAUGA